AUGGAACUGCAACCUUCUUCCUACGAAGCAGACAACACGUGCCGAAGCCGCGCCUUGGACGGCUCGCCUUCGGCGUCGGCGCAUCACCAUAUGUCGCGGCUGCUCCGCGAUUCGCAGGGCAAAUACAUGUUCAUCGGCGACUCCGCCAAUCUGUCCUUCUUGCAGAGCAUUCGGAAAGUGGUCGAGGACGCGAUAGGUCAUUGCGCUUUCGCAACUGACCCGUUGCGAUACCAGAUGCUUGAGGCCGCGCCAGAUGGACGACCGAACUGGCUAUACACAGCGUGCAAGGGCACCCCACCGACCCCGACCCCGGUGGAGGCAGAGUCCCUCGUGCGGUCCUACUUCCUGGCCAACAACUGCGUCCUCGACCUCUUCGACGAGGCGGAUCUAUUCAACAAUCUGCAGCCUUGGCUCGAAAGGAGACCCGUCGAGACCGACGCCCUGACCCCGAUAUACUAUCUCGUCUUCGCUUUGGGCGCGCAGACCUGUCCGGACGACAAAGAUCAGCUCGCCGAAACGUAUUUCAGCUACGGCCGCUUCUUUACCGCCGUCAGCUUUGCUGAAGACCCCAGCAUCUCUACGGUCCAAGCGUACGCCAUGAUUACCAUGUACCUCCUCGGAGCCUCUCGGAGGAACGCGGCAUUUAUGAAUCUGGGAACGGCUGUGCGAGCCGCAUACGCGCUUGGGCUCCACCGCAAGGAGAUCGCAGCUCUCUUCACCCCCGGCGAGUUCAGGACCCGCGAGAGGCUGUGGAAGGUGAUCCGCAUCCUGGAUGUUUUCAUGAGUGCCUCCCUCGGGCGACCCCCGUCCACGGCAGAGACGCGCGAGACGCGAUCCGAAGACCACUAUUCGGCAUCGGUCGAUCUCUGCACCGUGUUCGAGACGAUCAUGAACGAAGUCUACUCCAAGCGCAUGAUAUCCAACACGGCGCUGGAGAAGAUAAGCGGGCAUCAAAGGCACUGGGCGGCCAACUUCCACAAGGGCCUGGACGAAGACGGCAUCAAGCCGACGCCGGCUAUCAACGGCGGCAAGUCUCCCAACAUCGGGCUCAUGCAUGUCAAGGGAGCAUAUUACUGGACCAUCAUACUGCUUACACGUCCAUUUUUGGUCGAUGCGGUCUCGUCCUGUAUCGCCACCGCGAACGUGCCGCCGAAUGAAGCGACCUCUGCCGGCGUGACAUCUUACUCGGACAAAGUUCUUGUGCACGCCUGUGUGGAUUCGGCGAUCCGCACCAUCGAGCUCCUGCGGAUCCUGCUUGAUUUCGACAACGUGCCGAAGCGGCUCCCCUUCCUGGUCAACUACAUCUUUGUCGCCGCCCUUGUCCUCGGUUUGGCUCACUUCGGCGACGUUGCCAAGAUCUUCCCGGUGGGCGUCCACCUGAAACUGGCACAUCGGCUGCUCGCCAUGUUCCCCAACGACGCCAUCUCCAGCAGGAACACCACAAUCGUCGAAUAUCUGCUGCAUGCUUGCGACACCGUGGCGGAGAGGCGCACCAAAUGGGACCGGGACCGUUGUGCCGUGCUGGUCCGAGGUAUGUUCGGCAAGAUCCACGAUGACCCUGCUCCGAGCGUGGGAUGGUGCUCGGCCUCUUCCACCACGCACAUGUCGACGACGACAACGACGGCGGCGGCGGCGCAUGGCUCGACAGGGCCAUGUCCACAGAUGGAUGAAGGACUUCGGCUGCCCCUCGAGGAGGGCGCCCAAUACGACAGCACGGCGCCAUGCAACCUCAUGUCCCAAACCAAGGAUUCUAGCGGCGGAGCUGCCGCUGGGUGCGCAAAAGCAAGAGACAAGGGAUUGGUCGGAUCUUUCGCGCCGAUGGAGGAAGCAAGCAUGACGCAGGAAGACUUUGAGAAGGUCCUGCAAGCCAUGUCCCCCACGACGCUGUGGUUCGAGUCCUACGAUGACAAUUUUCCGCUCUUUUCAACGACGGACGCUCCCAGUACCUAAUUCUUUGUUUGGAACGACCCCUCGGAUUUUUUUUUGAUACCCAUCAUGUGUAGCCGGGAGAGGAAGGCGGUGGGGAUUGUACCACAAGUUGCUCAACUCGUUAGAGAAGCGGGAAAAAAAGGGGAGGGGCAGCCGAGUAGCAGGCUCUCUACA
Molecule: messenger RNA, 2103 nt
Organism: Cladophialophora immunda
Lineage: Eukaryota; Fungi; Ascomycota; Eurotiomycetes; Chaetothyriales; Herpotrichiellaceae
Exons: 1
Coding region: 1-1950 (649 amino acids)
Biological process (GO): positive regulation of transcription from RNA polymerase II promoter by galactose; DNA-templated transcription
Cellular component (GO): nucleus
Molecular function (GO): DNA-binding transcription factor activity, RNA polymerase II-specific; zinc ion binding; RNA polymerase II cis-regulatory region sequence-specific DNA binding
Source: RefSeq, a predicted model, not a curated record